Suhomyces tanzawaensis NRRL Y-17324 is the source of this 2605-nucleotide messenger RNA. It is a transcript of the gene NUP82, whose product is annotated as linker nucleoporin. Lineage: Eukaryota; Fungi; Ascomycota; Pichiomycetes; Serinales; Debaryomycetaceae. The coding region runs from base 12 to 2558 and encodes 848 amino acids. The record is from RefSeq and is a predicted model, not a curated record. Gene Ontology annotation, biological process: protein import into nucleus; mRNA export from nucleus; ribosomal large subunit export from nucleus. The transcript has a single exon. Gene Ontology annotation, cellular component: nuclear pore. Gene Ontology annotation, molecular function: structural constituent of nuclear pore.
CAUCCUUAAACAUGACGAAGCCGACAAGAGAUCCGAUCCCGGUCAAGAGCUUCCAGUCUCAGAUCACGGAUCAAACUAUUUUCAAAACUUACAUUGGCUUCAGCUUGCCCACCGAGCUUUCUCCGUUAUUUCCAGCGCAAAAAGUCGUCACCACCACUGAUGGCCAUGUUUACUAUGCCAAUUACAACAUAGUGAGACAUUGCGUGAUAUCUCCCACCAGCACGGCCUUCAGGACCUUGAAUUUCACCACCGACUUCGAGAUUCACGCAAUGUACCUCAAUGCUCUGGAAACAUUAUUGGCCUUGGUAGGGGAUACAAAAGUAACAGUGGUGGAAAUUCCCGGUGCUGUUGACGAUGUACAUAAAACCCAAAUUUCAGGGAAGCACUACAACAUCGGUAACUUGAAGGGAAGAAUUGUCAAAGUUUUGUGGCAAACUAUUGUUGCAAAAGAUUGUCUGUUGGUCAUAUUGACCGACUAUUCAGUGAUCAGAAGCUUUGACCUCUCAUUGUCAGCCUCUUUCCCUCAAUUGGAAAUCGAUUUGAAGGCUCAACCCGAAUUUGAACACCAAAAUGCAACCUCUAUUUCAUUUGGUUCUUCGGUCAACGUGCAAGGCUCGUUGACUUUAUAUGUAUCAUCGGAGAAAGAAGUUUAUGCAUUUUACCCAUUUUUAGCUCCAACUUCAAGAUUGGCAUGCUCAAUGGAGGGUUUAGAUUAUGCACUUGAUGAAACCAAAGCUAUUAUAGAGACUAUAGAGAGUCGGUUUUCUUUCCAAUCCAUCACCGAUUCUAUUUCCAGUCCAUUGACCUUACUAGCAAUCUCACAAUACGAAUUCUUCUUGCAUUUGAGAAAUCAAUUUGAGACUGGUGUUCCCUUACAGACAGAGAAUAGAAAAUUGAAGGCUUUCUCUACAUUCAACUUGAAACGGUUGACUCAUUCAUUACAUUCCGAUUACAAACCAAAGUUGCAAGGUCCCUUGAGUGCAAACGAUGGAGAAUCAUUAAUUGAUAUCCAAAGUAUGUAUUCGAACAAGAAUUUCACCACUGUAGUUGCUCUUGCUUCAAAAUUUGGAGAAGCACAUUUACAAUACUACGCCCAAUUGAAGCCGUUGAUAAUGAAGUUGAAUUGUCCUUCUACUGAGACACCCGCUGAACCAAUUGCUGCUAAAUUAGAAGCAGAAUCAAAUGCAAAGAAGCAAGUUCCUAAGAAGAGUGACGCUUAUGUAAAACCAAGCAAAGGGUUCGGUUUCAUUGCAUUCUCAGAUGAUGAGGAUGAUGUUACUGAUACUGUUGAUAAUUUUGGUACAUUGUCGUUGACUAAAGUCAAAGUGGACAAUGACCGUGCUCAACGAGAAAAGGAAUUCGAGAAAGAGGAAUUUAAUUCACUUACACUUUUAGAGUUUGUUGCUUUAGAUUACCAAUUUCCAACUAUUACUUCAAGGAAUGACUUUGCCUUAUUGAAUUAUUCUGAGGAGGGUAAGAGACUCUUCUUGAAAGCAAAGGAUGACGGUCAUGUUAUAAAAGCGGAUGAUUUCUUAUCUGACUUAAGCAACUCAUUGAUAUCAGAUACAUCUGAGUCUGAUCCUAACAAUUUCAGCCCAAUACAGUAUACUCAUAUCAAAAUCUCACGUUUCAGUGCGUUAUCUUGUGCUGUGAAUCCUUUGCUCGAUAAUGAUGUUUCCGAAUAUUUGAUUGUCCUCAGCGAUUCAUUGAUAGAUAACUUGAAGGUCUAUGAACUUAAGUUGAAGACAGAACAGAAGGAUGUCCUUUCAGAGCCUACUAUUGUGACCAAGCCUUCAAAAGAACCUUCAGUGAGCACUGGUGCCUACUCACGUAACAGUGAUACUAUUUCCGGUGAAUUACGUUUGCAACUGCAGGAAUUGGGCAAUUUUGACGAAAAGGCUCUAUCUACGAAUAUCAAUUCAGAGGUUCUCUCCAAAAGUAUCGGUGAAACGACUGAUGAUCUUUCAAGAGUUCACUUAGUUUCUACACAGGCCUUAAACCAACUAGCCAACCUAGCUGCAUUGGUUGCCAAGUCACUGUUCAAUGCAACACAGAAGAUUGAUGAAUUACAGUUGUAUGUUAAUAUGUUGAGAAAUAUCUCAGAGAAAGUUAAAUCACCAGAACAACUUGAACAUUUAACUAAAAAGGCUCAAAAUAUCGCAAAAAAGCAAGAAGAGUUGGAAAAGAGACAAACUCAAGUCAAAUCAAGGCUUUCCAUUCGUAUCUUGCAAUUAAAAAAGAAGCAGUCCUUACCAUUGUCGAGAACAGAAAAGGCUUGGUUUAAGGAAAUUAAUGCAUUGAAUGCAAUGAUGAAGAAAGAAGUCGAUGGCACAGAACAGGAAUCCUUACCAGCAAAGAUCGAAUCCUACAAAGCCCAAGUACGUGCCUUGGUCAAUCCAUCAUUAAGUGAUAAAAACGUCUUUUCUGCGCUGGAGGAGUUGAAGCAAAGAGAAUUGGCUCAAGUAGUCGCGAGAUUGAAGGUGAUCUUGAAACAAGAUUCAGAGCAGCUCAAUCGAGUGAAUACUCAAUUGCAGGAAUUGCCAUUGCAACAAUAUUGAGAGGAAUAAUAAAUAGAUUUUAAGUUGAUGAACUGAAUGUAAUUCAA